Messenger RNA from Talaromyces stipitatus ATCC 10500, 318 nucleotides. RefSeq lists its product as uncharacterized. Lineage: Eukaryota; Fungi; Ascomycota; Eurotiomycetes; Eurotiales; Trichocomaceae. The transcript is spliced from 2 exons. The record is from RefSeq and is a predicted model, not a curated record. Bases 1 to 318 code for a protein of 105 amino acids.
AUGGAAAAGCUUGAAGAACCAUUUAGUGUGCAGCUUCUACCAGAGCCUAAAAAUUGGAAAGGAGUUUUAAGGCACAAGUUCAAGCAUCAGUUUACCCAAGCUGCAAAGGAGGAAUUUAAAGCUCUGAAGAGAAAAGGUACAUUUAAUAAGCUUGCGACGUUCAAAGCACGUAUUUGUGUACGUGGUGAUCUGCAACAACCAAAUGACCUUGAAAAACAAGCAGCUACACUUGCAGCACGAAACUUCAGAAUGAUGAUGGCUAUUGCAGCUAUCUUCGAUCUUGAGAUCAUUCAAUAUGUAGGAAUAGCAUAUUCCUGA